Saccostrea echinata is the source of this 1631-nucleotide messenger RNA. RefSeq names its product F-box/WD repeat-containing protein 5-like. The transcript has 9 exons. Gene Ontology annotation, biological process: protein ubiquitination. Gene Ontology annotation, cellular component: Cul4-RING E3 ubiquitin ligase complex; SCF ubiquitin ligase complex. The coding region runs from base 196 to 1602 and encodes 468 amino acids. Gene Ontology annotation, molecular function: protein binding. Lineage: Eukaryota; Metazoa; Mollusca; Bivalvia; Ostreida; Ostreidae. The record is from RefSeq and is a predicted model, not a curated record.
AGAAGAGAUUGAUGAACGAUAAACAUGAUACAUGCGUACACAUCUAAAAAUGGAUCACCUUUCCACGCCACGCGCUUGAACCAGAAGCAUAUCUCCACCGAACGUUGUCCACGGAAAAGCUAAAGCUUUCAAAAUGCAAAAUAUAACCACAUAUUAGGACAGGCAAAUGAAUCAGGAUGGAAGUUAGUCGAUGAAAUGGAAGACCCGUGGAAAGACCUGACGGAUCCAAUUUUAUUGACAUUUUUCUCCUUUCUAAAUGUACAAGAAUUAAAUAAUGCUGCCAGAACUUGCAAGAAUUGGUAUCGAGUUGCUCAUGAUGAAAGUUUGUGGAAAAAUCUGACUUUCAAAAGACUUGGACGUCAGUACCUGCGCAAGGAAGAUAGUUGGAAGUUGGAGCUAAAACGUCUAACUUGUCACGUUCCAGUGCAUCUGCACCAAACAUGCACAGGUCACGUGGACGAGGUCUACAACGUCUGCUUUUCAAACAGUGGAUGUCUUAUUGCUACAUGUGGUGCAGACGGUAUUGUAAAUAUUUGGAAAUAUGGGAUUGAUACAGUAUUGCUUCACUCUAAGAAAAUUACAAAUGAAGAUGGUUAUGUGAAUUACGUUGAGUUUAACGAUGCAGAAACACAUCUUCUUGUCCACUCUACCGGCAGAAACAUCGACUUUCAAAGUGCUGUAGCUGUGCUUUCCAUCGAAAGGGAAGCGAUGUAUAUCGUGGCAGCCAGAUAUUCCGGAGUACGUCAUUUCAGAGGAACUUGGCUGAACAAUGAGACAUUCUUGAAUGUAUAUAAAUCCGAUCUUUUCCCUCCGUAUGAUGUGGAAUUAAUCGCUUGCAAGUUUUACGAAGGCAUCUUGGAUGAAGAUGACUGUCUCUCAUCGGAUCUCCGUAUCCCGGACUAUUUCUCAAAACAAAAUGUAGAUACUAAAAAACUUUUGAAAAUGGAGCAAGUGGGGAUCGAUCCUGAUUUUGUUAAAGUCAUAGAUUGGUCAGAGUGGAAUCAGGGUUUUUCAAAUGAACCAAAAGCCAGCUCUACCACAGACGUGAAGGUUAUAGCGCUCUACAUACAGAGACUAUAUCAAUCUGGUGGAAAUGGAGCAGUCUUCUAUAAAGUUAGCUUAGAUUCGUUAGAAACCUUGCUGAUGGAGCCAAUCAAAACUGUUUUAACAAAUAGUGCGUGUCUAGGAGUUCAGCUGUCAGCUAAUCACAGGUAUGUGGUAUACAAUUUGAGACGACUUUCAACUGAUGGAAGCUAUGUCACACACGAGAAGGAUGUCGUUACCAUGGUUAUCAGCCUGGAAAACACCGAAGAACAGCCGGACCUAUUUUGUGACCCCAAACCUGCAGACGAUUCAUUAACAAUAUCUUACUUCUUUCCUAGUGUGUCUGAUGACCUCGUUGCAAAUGAAUCCGAGCCGGAUGUUGUUUUCUUAUGGGAUCGUCACUCGCAUGAAAUCGUUUCCAGGUUAUACCAUCACACUGGUGUGAGUGCUGUUGCCUUCCACCCACGUGACCAGGAAGUCUUAGCUAGUGUUGCAGACGAUAAAAAACUCAGAAUAUGGAUGUCAACAAAUAGAAAACGAAACAACAGAAUUGAUUAAUUUCUGAAAUAUAAUGAGUCAUAACGUCA